Messenger RNA from Opisthorchis viverrini, 924 nucleotides. RefSeq lists its product as hypothetical. Gene Ontology annotation, biological process: negative regulation of transcription by RNA polymerase II; chromatin organization. The transcript has 5 exons. Gene Ontology annotation, cellular component: pericentric heterochromatin. Bases 1 to 924 code for a protein of 307 amino acids. Gene Ontology annotation, molecular function: chromatin binding. NCBI's taxonomy places the organism in Eukaryota, Metazoa, Platyhelminthes, Trematoda, Opisthorchiida, Opisthorchiidae. The record is from RefSeq and is a predicted model, not a curated record.
AUGAUCCUACGCACCUUCUCUCGUAUCACUCGCUCGGACUUCCAAAUACCCAAUGGGGCCUACGUCAGACCGCUCCUGGAAUACGCGAACCAAGUAGUCUAUUCAGGACGCAUGAAAGACGUCACCCUCAUUGAGCGUGUCCAGCAAGACGCUACAAGAAUGGUUGUCGGCCUCAAAUCCGUGGACUACGAAACGCGUCUCGCGAUGCUUGAUCUCCCUCCCCUGGAGUAUCGUCGCCUCCGAGAGGACCUAGUUCUUACUUAUGCCCUGUUUGAACAAAGCGCCGCCUACAGCUAUUCUCUCGCGGAUUUCACCGAAGUUGAUGUACUCCAGCCUGCGUAUGCUAUACUUCAGGAACCUAUGACUCCUGUGGAAUCAGCAGACGAGUUUGAUGAGGAAAGCGAAUACGAGGUGGAAGAACUAUUAGAUGUGCGUUACCGCAACGGAGAACCGGAAUAUCUUAUCAAGUGGAAGGGCCAUCCCUCAGAAAUGAAUUCUUGGGAGCCGGAGUACAACCUCAACUGCCCUCAGUUGCUGAGUAAGUUCAACUCCAAGCAAAACCGCCAAAAAACCACAAUCGUGGACAUUCCUGAAACAAACGAACCGUAUGGUUUCGAUCGGGGUCUCGCUCCGGACUGUAUCAGUAUGGUCACGCAGAAAGACGGGGAGCUUUAUUUCCUCAUAAAAUGCGCUGACGAAAACCUUGUCGAUUUAGAUUAUGCAGACGAUACCGUUCUCGCCUUCGGAGAGGAAGAGAUGUUGCGGAUGUUUUUGAAUGAAGUGGCCCAAGUCAUCCCGUCCGUUGGUACGCACUUUGCACCCACAAGGUGUAAGGUCAUGUUCGUGGACAUUCAGUCACUGAACACACCACCUGCAAUCCAAGAAGAGGCUCCCGAAGUUGCAGUACCUUGGAAGCAGUAUUAA